AUAUUUAACAUCAUAAUCAAAAUGACGACUGAUAAAAACAUUAUCUUCAUCUUUGACUUCGGGUCACACCAAUCCGGGUCUAUGGUACGCUUCCUUCGUGGACUGGGAAUAACAUGCGAACUAUUCCCAGUGGAGAAGGCUGUUGAAACUCUUUCCGGACGUGUCCCAGCAGCAGUUAUACUUAGCGGUGGAUCAGAAAGUGUAAAGGAUGCGGAUUCUAUCAAGAUAGACAAGAAGAUUUUGGAAAUCUGUGCCUCUAAACAUGUCCCAGUCCUCGCAUUGGCUUACGCCAUGUACGCUCUUUGCGAAACCUUGGGAGGCAAAGUCACCAAGCUGGGCCCACAGGAAAGUGAAUACCGUAAGGAAAAUGUACACGUAGAAGCUGGAUCAGACUCCAUCCUUGAAGGCGUACCUUCCAGCUUCGUUGCACACGGAUGCCACCUCGAUAAAAUCGACUCCAUCCCAACUGGCUUCAAAGUAUCCAUGAAAGAUGCACAUGGAAACGUAGCUGGUAUUGUUAACUCACAGUCUAAUGUCAGAGCAUUCUGCUUCCACCCACAAGAGGUUGAAGAAGGAAAGGCUGAUAUGAUCAUGAAGAAAUUCUGCUUCGAACUUAGCCGCUGUGAAAAGACAUGGGAUAUGCGCAGCUACCACGAACAAACUAAGAAGGACGUUAUCAAGCAGUGUGGUUCCAAGAAAUUCGUCGUUGCAGGGCUCUCUGGUGGUGUGGACAGCACCGUCUGUGCCGCCAUUGUACACGAGGCCAUCAAGGAAAGGUUCCACGGUAUCAUGAUUAACACCGGUUUGAUGAGGUACCAGGAAACACAAAAGUGCUACGACAGACUUAAGGCUGAAAUCCCGGGUAUCCAGCUUACCAUCCGUGAUUCAUCAGCCGUAUUCUUCAAGGAACUUAAGGGCGUGCAUGACCCCGAAAACAAACGUAAGGUCAUUGGACGCGUGUACAUCGAGGAAUUCGAAAAGGCCAUGAAGGAGCUUGGUUACAACCACGACAACUGCCUGUUGCUACAGGGUACCAUCUACCCUGAUAUCCUCGAGUCUGACCUUAACAGAAGGAGCAAACUCCCAGUUAAGUCACACCACAACGUUGGAGGUCUUCCUGAAAACUUGAAAUUCGAACUCAUUGAACCCGUGCGCUUGCUGUUCAAGGAGGAAGUCAGGGAUUUGGGUAGACUAUUAGGUCUCUCUGAAACCACCUUCAAGAGACACCCAUUCCCAGGACCCGGUCUCGGUGCCAGGGUUUUGGGAGAACUCACUCCAGAACGUGUAGAAAUUGCCAGACAAGCUGACAGAUACAUGUUUGAAGAGCUUGAAGCCAGGGGUUUGGUUGACAAGGUGUCCCAAUGCGCCUGUGUACUUCUUCCCAACACCCGCUCAACUGGUUUGAGAAAUUCAGCCAGAGUUUACGGUAUGGUCGUAGUUGUGCGUAUCAUUAUGACCGUCGAUUUCGUUACCGCCAAAUUCGCAAGGCAUAUCGAUAUGGAGUGCUUGGCCGCAAUCUCGCGCAAGAUCACUGAAAAUAUCCCUGAAGUUAACAGGGUAUGCUAUGACAUUACUGACAAACCCCCAGCCACCAUUGAAUGGGAGUAAAUUAACAAAAUUAUUACCGCUACAAACAAAAAACCACUCUUCCGUCAUCUAUGCAGUUCUACAUUCUGAAUAGUUUUUCGAUUUAAACGCGCAGUUUAAUAUUUAAUGCUUGAAAAUAAA
Messenger RNA from Babesia bovis T2Bo, 1728 nucleotides. RefSeq names its product GMP synthase (glutamine-hydrolyzing) C-terminal domain containing protein. Gene Ontology annotation, molecular function: GMP synthase (glutamine-hydrolyzing) activity; GMP synthase activity; ATP binding. The record is from RefSeq and is a predicted model, not a curated record. Gene Ontology annotation, cellular component: cytosol. The transcript has a single exon. Gene Ontology annotation, biological process: GMP biosynthetic process. Lineage: Eukaryota; Apicomplexa; Aconoidasida; Piroplasmida; Babesiidae. Bases 22 to 1608 code for a protein of 528 amino acids.